Messenger RNA from Alosa alosa (allis shad), 2465 nucleotides. Its product is annotated as DNA replication licensing factor mcm7-like. Lineage: Eukaryota; Metazoa; Chordata; Actinopteri; Clupeiformes; Clupeidae. Gene Ontology annotation, cellular component: MCM complex; nucleus. The record is from RefSeq and is a predicted model, not a curated record. Gene Ontology annotation, biological process: DNA replication initiation; DNA replication; double-strand break repair via break-induced replication. Gene Ontology annotation, molecular function: single-stranded DNA helicase activity; single-stranded DNA binding; ATP binding.
GCAGCGUCCAUGCUUUCUUUCAAGAAGAAUUACUGUGUGCCCAUCGCCAGGAUAACCAAAUUGUUGUAAAACUUUUAUCUUUAUAGAAGUGCUGCGACACUUUACAUUAGAAGGCAUUAACCGUGUGAGGUGACAAGUUUUCAUCUGUAAUCAUGGCUCCCAAGGACUACGUGGCUGAGAAGGACAAGUGCAAACGAUUUCUUCAGGAGUUCUACAGUGAGGAUGACAAUGGAAAGAAGGUUUUCAAAUAUGGAGCCCAGUUGGUGGCCCUGGCUCACAGAGAGCAGGUGGCCCUGGUGGUGGAGCUCGACGACAUUGCAGAGGAGGACCCUGAACUGGUGGAGAGCAUCUGUGAGAACGCCAAGCGAUACACGGCCAUCUUUGCAGACUCUGUCCAUGAACUGCUCCCAGAGUACAGGGAGAGAGAGGUGGUGGCCAAAGAUGCCCUGGAUGUGUACAUUGAGCAUCGGCUGAUGAUGGAACAGAGAGGUCGCGACCCUGCUGACACUCGUGACGCCAGGAACCAGUAUCCCGCUGAGCUCAUGAGGAGAUUUGAGCUGUACUUCCGGCCCCCUGGCACAGCCAAGCCCAAGGUGGUGCGUGACGUGAAGGCAGACAGCAUCGGCCAACUGGUGAUGGUGAGGGGUAUUGUGACCCGUGCCACGGAGGUCAAGCCCAUGAUGGCCGUGGCCACCUACACCUGUGACCAGUGUGGUGCAGAGACCUACCAACCGAUCCAGUCGCCCACCUUCAUGCCGCUCAUCAUGUGCCCCAGCCAGGAGUGUGUCACCAACAAGUCCGGCGGUCGCCUCUACCUGCAGACAAGGGGGUCAAAGUUCAUCAAGUUCCAGGAACUCCGCAUACAGGAACAUAGUGACCAGGUGCCAGUGGGGAACAUCCCCCGCAGCAUGACCAUUUAUGCCCGCGGAGAGAACACCAGGGUGGCCCAGCCGGGAGACCACGUGGCUGUGUCCGGAGUAUUCCUGCCGCUCCUCCGCAGCGGCUUCAGGCAGGCUGUGCAGGGGCUGCUGUCGGAGACCUACCUGGAGGCCCACAGCAUCACUCUAAUGAACAAGACUGAGGAUGAUGAGCUGGGGAUGCAGGACCUGAGUGAGGAAGAGCUGCGCCAGAUCACAGAGGAAGAUUUCUACGAGAAGCUAGCUGGCUCCAUCGCCCCUGAGAUCUACGGGCAUGAGGAUGUGAAGAAGGCGCUGCUGCUGCUGCUGGUCGGAGGAGUUCAACAGGCCCCGCGUGGCAUGAAGAUCAGAGGCAACAUCAACAUCUGCCUCAUGGGAGACCCUGGAGUGGCCAAGUCUCAGCUGCUGUCCUACAUCGAUCGCCUCGCUCCACGCAGUCAGUACACGACUGGACGGGGCUCUUCUGGCGUUGGUCUCACGGCCGCUGUGAUGCGUGACCCCAUCACCGGGGAGAUGACCCUAGAGGGUGGCGCUCUGGUGCUGGCUGACCUGGGAGUGUGCUGCAUUGAUGAGUUUGACAAGAUGGCCGACGCCGACCGUACAGCCAUCCAUGAGGUCAUGGAACAGCAGACCAUCUCCAUUGCCAAGGCUGGCAUCAUGACCUCUCUGAAUGCCCGCUGCUCCAUCCUGGCAGCGGCCAACCCUGCGUACGGGCGCUACAACCCCCGCAAGACCAUCGAGCAGAACAUCCAGCUCCCCGCAGCACUGCUGUCACGUUUUGACCUGCUGUGGCUGAUCCAGGACAAGCCCGACGCUGAUGCCGAUCUGCGGUUGGCUCAGCACAUCACCUACGUGCACCAGCACUGCCGGCAGCCGCCCACUCACUUCACCCCCAUCGACAUGAAGCUCAUGAGGCGUUACAUCUCCAAGUGCAAGAACCGGCAGCCAGUGGUCCCCGAGGCAUUGGCUGAUUACAUCACAGCAGCGUAUGUGGAGAUGAGGAAGGAGGCUCGCGUCAGCAAGGACACCACCUUCACCUCCGCCCGUACACUGCUCUCCAUCCUGCGCCUCUCCACUGCUCUGGCUCGUCUGCGUCUGGUGGACAUGGUGGAGAAGGAGGAUGUGAACGAGGCCAUGCGUCUCAUGGAGAUGUCCAAGGACUCCCUGCAGGCCGACAAGUCAUCCACAACCAGGACCCAGAGGCCUGCUGACGUGAUCUUCUCCCUGGUGCGCGAGCUGGCGGGCGAGGGUGUCGGCGGACGAGGUGGCACCGGCGGCGUGGUGAAGCUCGGGGAGGCCGAACAGAGGUGCGUGACGCGCGGCUUCACCCCAGCACAGUUCCAGUCUGCACUGGACGAGUACGAGGAGCUCAACGUCUGGCAGGUCAAUCAGGCUCAUACACGCAUCACCUUUGUGUAAAGGACCUCUACCUGAUCGAUCACACACACACACACACACACACACACACGACUAAACUGUGGAAGGGGAGGAGCUAUGAGGACUGGAAGUGUACAGGGCCGCCAUUUUGGAGAUCAUCAAUGGACUAAG